Molecule: messenger RNA, 2676 nt
Organism: Paraglomus occultum
Lineage: Eukaryota; Fungi; Glomeromycota; Glomeromycetes; Paraglomerales; Paraglomeraceae
Source: the annotation of a GenBank genome assembly
AUGGACCAUAGAGCAAACAUGUUUUUACCUCCACUGAAUACUUCUUCUGUUGGAUUGGAAACGGUGGAAGAGAGUACAGAUCGCCUCCAACGUCAGCGUCAGGCUCUGAACGGCGCCCUCUCGAUGAGUUCGCCUCCCCUACAUUCCUCUGUUGAUAGCAGCCUAGAGCGUCUUAAUGAAAGAAAAUCUCCCACCCGGGAUAUGGAAUCAAGUCAUACUUCAAAUUUAUUAGCUGUUCUUGAUUCCGACGGUGAACGAGCAAUCCUGUUUCCCCAAAGAUCAACGAAACCGAAUUCUCCUUCGUCACAAGUUGAUGUCAAGCUUGAACAAAAACGUCUAGAACAUGAAAGACAGCGGAUGGAACAGCGGAAACUGUUUGAGGAACAUAUGAAAAUUCUUGAGCUCCGACAGAUGAGAGAAGAACAAGACUUGUUAAAUCAACAUCAGUCAGGCACGGCCAAUAGUGCCCCAACAACCCCACCUGCUUCCUCGUAUGAUACUCGUGCUAGAGCUAACACUAUGCCGAGGCUAUCGUCUUCGGUUAACAGUUUUGUAUCGGUUCCUAAAGUUGUCGGUGUUCGCCCGGCCGACACUCCAUCAUAUAAUGGACAACGUAUAUCAUCACGUUCAGUGCCAACUUCGAGGCGGAAUUCCGAUGCACCCGAAAGAUUAACUUGGCCAAAUAUAGAAAAGUUAUCUUUGCAAGAUAGAGAUGAUCAGGAUACAGAUAGCAGAAAGGAAAUACUUCGUCCGUCUUUUGCAAGAUCAUUUAAUCGCAUUGAUGAAAUAGCUAGGAAUCAAACUUCUCCAACCGAUGUUUCCACAUUCCCCCAGUUUAAUGAUAAAUUUUUGUACGAUGACGAUAGUGAAACCGCAUCGACUUCGAAUCAGCGAACGUCUUCGUACGUGCACAAGUAUUUGCAAAUGAACACCAAUGAUGACAAGUUUCCGAUAUUGGUUCGUCGCGAUAGUCAUCCUGGAAUGCUAUCGGCAUCAUCAACUGCACUUGAUCUGGCAUCCCUAACUCCAACUUCGAGUGACCGAAAGUCGGACGGUGCAUCUUCAAAAUCUAUUCCGAGGCUCAUGAAUUCGUACUCUGCACCAAAUCUUCAAUCAACUGGUCGUUAUGCGCGUCGUUCGAGUGGAUAUCCUAGCAUGCCGGAUAUUCUGGAAGUUGAGAAUAACUCUGUGCCCAGUUUGAAUGAGAUGGGAUCAAAUAACGUGUGUCGUUUCUAUCAGCAAGGAUGGUGUGCCCGCGGAGACAGAUGUCAGUACGCGCACACUCACGGCUUUGGAGGAAUGACUCCCGUCAAUGUAAAUCUCGCACAAAUGGCCUUUCCAGGCGUUGUGCCAUCACUAAACACAGCCGCAUUCUAUGGUCAAUAUGGGAUGAAUCCGAUGGGGAUAAUUCCUGCGGCUGCGGCCGCAGCCGCAGCCGCAGCAUACAAUCAAAAUAUCGCCACGUUGAAUGCGGCCAUUAACGCCAACAAUGCGAGGAUUAUGCAACCAUCUACUGUCAGUAUGAAGAUGAAUCAAAAAAGAAUGAACAAUGAACUUGAAACAACGAACAAAUUUGCUGGUGUGGUUUUGGACGACUUGGUGGGAGAAAUUUAUUCUCUUUGCAAGGAUCAGCAUGGUUGCAGAUAUCUACAAAAAAAGCUGGAGGAGAAAAAUGAAAGAUACAUUAAUAUGAUUUUCAACGAAGUAUCCAAUCAUUUCGUUGAGUUGAUGACAGAUCCAUUUGGUAACUAUCUUUGUCAGAAGCUAUUGGAAUGCUGCAGUGACGAACAACGCACUAUAAUUGUUAAAACCGUUGCACCAGAGCUAGUUAAUAUUUCUUUGAAUAUGCACGGCACUCGUGCAGUUCAGAAGAUGAUCGAAUUCUUAAAUACACCGCAGCAGAUUGAAAUGGUGAUUAUGGCAUUAAAUCUAAACGUUGUCCCGUUGAUCAAAGAUCUUAACGGUAAUCACGUGAUUCAAAAGUGUUUGAAUCGGCUGAGUCCAGAAGACAACCAAUUUAUUUACAAUGCAGUUAGCAAACACUGCGUUGAAGUGUCCACACAUCGGCAUGGAUGCUGCGUCUUACAGCGAUGUAUCGAUCACGCUAGUGAGUCUCAGAAAAUGCAGCUUGUUACAGAAAUAACAUACCACGCACUUAACUUGGUGCAAGAUCCGUUUGGCAAUUACGUCGUUCAAUAUGUUCUGGAUUUAAAAGACAAUCGGUUCACAGACGCAUUAAUUAGACGUUUUGUUGGAAAUGUGUGUUUGCUAUCAGUGCAAAAGUUCAGUUCAAACGUGAUGGAAAAGUGUAUUAGAGUCGCACAACCGGAGACGCGAAGACUUCUUGUGGAAGAGAUGCUUAACAAAAGCCGUCUUGAGAAACUUUUGAAAGAUUGCUAUGCCAAUUAUGUUGUGCAGACAUCUUUGGAUUACGCAGACCCCGCACAACGUGCUGAACUGGUGGAUUGCAUUCGCCCGUUGUUACCCGCCGUUCGUAAUACGCCUUAUGGUAAACGCAUUCAAGGAAAACUGCAUCGGGAUCAACAAAUGCAAGCUAUGAAUUCUAUCAAUAUGAACAAUAUGCUCGGUUUCCCAUUUAAUGGGCUGAGUCAGUUCGGAAAUAUGGGCGUCAUUGGGUUGAAUGAAUUUACACAGAAUUAUCACCCUUACAUGUAA